Messenger RNA from Paecilomyces variotii, 423 nucleotides. RefSeq lists its product as hypothetical. The transcript is spliced from 2 exons. The record is from RefSeq and is a predicted model, not a curated record. Bases 1 to 423 code for a protein of 140 amino acids. NCBI's taxonomy places the organism in Eukaryota, Fungi, Ascomycota, Eurotiomycetes, Eurotiales, Thermoascaceae.
AUGAACGGUGCCGCCCAGAAGCUCAAGACCGCUGCUCCCACCCAGCAGGCUAUAGUUCUCGCAUAUCGUCAGCUCUAUCGACAGGGCCUGAAGGUGCUCAACUACUCUACCCCUGCACGGCAUGUGCUGCGUCGGAUCCUGCGGACGUCUUUCCGAUCAGCUUCCCGUGAUGAAUUCGACCCCAACCGGGUUGCAAAUACCUUACAAUUUCUCCAGCGCGCUGCAGACUCUAGGGGCUUGGAACACAAGAUCGUGAAGAAUCUGAUUAUGGUCAGAUACUGGGAGCAACCCCAGGUAAAGAAAGAUGCAAGAGUGUUCAAAAACCAAGAUGUGAACGAUAUCUUUCUUCGAAGAAGCUCUAACGCUCAUUUCAAUUCGACUCUAAUGCUUCUAAACGAGAGCUUAGGAACAUGUCUUCGAUAG